AGGAGCAACCGCGUUUGGGAAGUCGUGCGAUAUAAAGUGAUCUCAAAAUUCCAGCUAGCGCGGAAGAGCUGCCGCAGUCUCGCAGAGAUCGCAGGAUAAUCCGUGCCUUCGAUGAGUACUGCUGCAGUUCCUGCGCGCUGCCCUUAGUUGAAACCACAAUUUAGUAAUGCCACAGAACACCUGUAAUACUGGUAAUUUGCAACAGACGUGUGUUUUGGCGCGAUGUAAAAAAAGUGGCACCUCCCACGCGCCAGCACAUGCACUAAACUGCUAGUACUGCAAAUGCUGUCUCGCUUCACAAAUGCGAUGAGCCUUGGUGAAUACAUCACUGUUGCCAAAACGGCAUGCCACGCCCUUUCCAAGGUCGUCGGUCAGGUCGAGGUUGGCAUGCAGUGCUGCUUGCCUCUGGCUGACAAGUCUAUCGGGUGCUCCUUGAAAGCAUGGAGCGUGUCGAGGAGCAUGCAGACUACGGAGGCUGUGGAUCAGUCAAGCUCCACCUCAGCAGGGAGGCAUCAUGACUUCUCACUAACAGUCAAGCACAAGGAGUUGCAGCCGAACCGCCAUAACCAUCGUGACCGUUGCGACUAUGCAACUACCAGCCUGCCCGCUCUCAUUAUACUCAAGCGCAAGCACAGGGCAUCGAGGCCUUCUAUUUCUCCGUCAACAGCCAACGGUGACAAUUCACAGCAGGGAUGCUUCCAACAAGAUAACCCCCGUGGCUAUGAGGCUGAUAAACUGUUUCGUUUGGAAGCACAUGUCAGGGUCCAUACUGGCGAGCGUCUGUUUAAGUGCCAUUUGUGCCCUCAGAACUUCUCAAGAAGAGACACCCUGAAGAGGCACCUGUGCAUUCACACGGGUGAGCGGCCAUUUCAGUGCCCUUCAUGCCCUCGGAGCUUCUCACAAACGGCCCACCUAAAAGACCACCUGCGCAGCCACACCGGUGAGAAGCCAUUUCAAUGCCCUUCGUGCCCUCAAAGCUUCUCACGAAAAACACACCUGAAAGCCCACCUGCGCACCCACACAGGUGAGAAGCCAUUACAGUGUCCUUUAUGCCCUCAAAGCUUCUCACGUAACUUCAGCAUGAAGGAACACCUGCGAAUCCACACUGACGAGAAGCCAUUUCAAUGCCCUUCAUGCCCUCGGAGCUUCUCGCAUCAGUCCACCAUGAAGAAACACCUGCGCACCCACACAGGCGAGAAGCCAUAUCAUUGCUCUUCAUGCCUUCAGAGAUUCUCACAAAAGUACAAGCUUCAGGAACACCUGCGCACCCACACAGGCGUGAAGCCAUUUCGAUGCCCUUCAUGCCCUCAGAGCUUCUCGCGCAAGUCCAACAUGAAGGAACACCUGCACACCCACUCAGGCGAGAAGCCAUUUCAGUGCCCUUUAUGCACUCGGAAAUUCUCGCAGAAGACUGCCAUGAAGCAACAUCUGCUCGUUCAUACAGAUGACCGACCACACCAUUGCACUGUCUGCUCCAAGUCCUUUGCACGUGCUGGUAACUUAAGCAGACAUAAAAAAACACAUCACCAUGAAACUGUAGAGUAGUUCAAGUUUCUCGCAUAAAUAUAUCACGAGGAAACGCCUGUGCAUUAACGCUGGAGGCUGACCAAACCCUUGCACCAUCUGCUGCAAGGCCUUUGCGCAGGCCUAGUGCUUGAGCAGACAUGAGAGAACACAGCAUCAUGAUACUGUAAGUAGGUGAACAGCCAUGUUGAACUAGAGUUUGAAUUAUGACUCUACAGACGUGUAGCGUGCUGUAGGGUGUUCUGCUGCAGCAGGUAGCACAAGUGCUAUGCUCCUAAAGGAGCCCUCGAACGCUCUUUCUGGGUCACCAUAUUUGCUAUAGAUCUAUUCUUAGCAUAUCAUAAAACAAAGAGUAAGAGAAAUGAUGAAAAUCGACCCACACAAACCCAUGUUAUGGCUCAUAAAAAAUUCAAAAUACAAGCAAAGUGAGAGUUAACCUCAACCUCCGCUGGAAUUUUAGGUGCUCGAAACAGGUGCUCUAAAUGCCACAUUUCACUGUGCCAUGAAGUCAUGUGGUGACACCAAUAGCAGCUGGGCGUUAGCAGAAGUCGGCACGCCACGGUUGCCAAGCCUGCUCUGCCUGUUCAUCGUGAACCCAUGGCCUCCCUGAUCUGGCCGCGUACUGUGUAAUCUGUGAGGCCAUGGCAUCACUUUUAUUAUCGCAACAGCUUCCGCAAGGCGACCAUUGUCAUACCAAAGUGCUCGGCAUGUGAUGUGCGAUUCUCAUGAUUUCAACACUUUGCCAAUGGUUGUGCGAUACUUAAAUUGGUUGUAAAAGGUAAAGACAUAGCUUUUAUUGCAGUACAGUAGAACCUUGUUCACAUGUUUACAAAACACAAUAGAAAAGACAUUUGCAGUUUGGCAAUGCACUGAACGCUGGUGGCGAAAGAUCUUAAUUUCCGGGAACGUAUGAAAGGAACCCUGGAACGAUUUUGCCAAUUUUUGUAGAAACGUACUGAGUUGUUGGGACAGGUCCUUCUGAUCAUUAAGUGAUACAUUCAAACGCUGCUCGUACAGCACAUAAUUUAUUAUAAGUAGGGGUGUGCAAAUGAGCGGCAACAUUAAGUUGUUAGCAGGGGAAAUGCAGUCCCCGAGAAAAGGAUAAAUAAGUAUGCGUGUCAAUACGACACGAAUAGUGCCAGAAGCGAAUCGAAUAUUGAAUAUUUUUCAAAAAGUUUUACAGCGUAAGCUAUUAUGGGCUCAUUCCAAUAGCCGUUUCGGGUCGCGAUGAUGCCGCCGCCGCCCCCGCUGCGUAACCGCUCUCGCUGGAAAAGAGAAAAAAAAAGUACCUGGUCUCCGCUGGGAUCGAACCCAGGGCCGCUGCGCACGAGUUGGAUACUUUACCACUGAGCCACGCAAGCGCUUGUGAUAGUGGGGGAAAAAAAAAAAACCUUCAUACGCAGACGCAGCCGAUCCGAGUCUCCGCCAGUAGGGUGGUGCCAUCUAGUUAAGAUGCAGACGACAAGAUGCCAUUCAAACGAGGCGCGCAAAAGAAACAACAACAAUGUGAUCCCCAGUCUCCGGUUUAGUCUGAACUGAACUGAACUUGUGGCCGUUCAUACUAGUCUGCGCUAGUAUGAUGGCGCCAUCUACCUAGUUAACGUGCCUGCGAACGCAUCGUGCGCAGCUCGCCAUCGACGCCGGCGAACAGUUCAGAUCGUUCUCGUCAAAACGAGGCAAAAAGACUAUCUCGCGAAGACCCUGGUGUGCGUGGUGCCGAAAUUGGAGCUACUCUUGAGCCACUCCACCAGCUUACGCUGUGACUGUGCUGCGUGUGCCGCGCAGGCCUUUGACCUUUUUUUGAAUAAUAAGCGGCCAUUUUCACAAUUGAUGUAAAACGGUAUUCACAUAGUAGUACAUAGUCAUAAGCUUAGCAUCUUUCUGUCAUGACAUUGCGUAUUCUUAAGUGCUGUUUAUCAAAAUGCACUAACGUAGAAACAAUUAAGCAGUUUGUUCGCAUAUAUUGGACUUUCGAAAAGUUGGAAUGAUCCCUGUAACGUAGCCUGUUGCACUACUAGGUUCUCAAGUUUUAUACGUAUGUUAUGCCCGCGGGGAUGAAAAUAUUGUACUUUUGUUCCAAUUUUGUGUUUAAUUGCACAGAGUGGACAACCUAAAAUAUCAGAAACUAUUAGCAAAGUAUUCCUAUUUACGAAUAGUGACUAUUCGAUUUGAAGACCGUAUUGAAUAGGACAGUAUUUGAUUCAGUAUACAAAAUUUGGGAAUAUUCGCGCACCCCUACUUAUAAGAUUUUAAAAUGUGCAUUGCUACCGAUUGCAGCGGCGCCGGUACCCUGAGAUUUCAGACUCCCUGUCACCAUCUACGUAACAAACGUGCGGGACAUCAGUCGAGCAAGCUAUCCGGAUUGACUACUCGCUUUCCGUCAUUGAUAAUUUUUUGAGCUUUCAGCAGAGGGGCUUAGCAUGCUGGCUCCAAAUCACUGAAAGCAGGCAUCACGACGUCACAUCAUAAUGCAGAACCAGUGAAGGCGGAGCUUAGCCCCAGUUGCUCGGCAAACGUGUUGAAGAGAAAAAGCAUGCCUAGGGGGAGGAGGGCGACUUGUAAUCGUCCGUGGCUCUAAAUACGGGACGCUUCACUUCAAUUGUGGCGCAAAUGUUUUACUGUAGCCGUACCCUAUAUGUCUACAGAAUUUGUCCAAAUCGUUUGAGGAACCCUUUAAUUGGUAAAAAGCAACCAUAAAUGUAUCGGGUCAUUUUUUGUGUUCUCACUUGUGGACGUUGGCUUCGGGAAAUUGUACAAAGCAAAGUCGUAUCAACGAGGUUCUACUGUACUCGCAAUAUCGUGCAAAUGUAAAUUGCACAUUACAUUUUUAACCAAUGAUAAUAGCAUCACUCUGUCUGUGCAGUACACAAAAUCACCAUCAGUGCUGCCACUCAACAAGCUUUCUAUGGCGCAUUUCAGGGUCCCUUUAAAUGUGGGACUGCCACGCUGGUUCGUACAAUGUUCGUUUGUACAAUCUAGGCAGUUGCAGGGGCAUUUUUAGCAAUGAGAUUGCUGUGCAUUACAGUGGCUAUGUUCAUGUGAUAUUCCUUUCUGUGAAGGUGCAACAAAUAAAUGCUCAUCCAUCUUGUAUAAAUGAUUCCUCAUUCAUUUUUUAUAUAAUUAUUGCUUCUGUAUAUGCUGCUGUAUGAAAUAUUCCAUAUAUAUUGUGUCCUAUAACAUUCAUGUUAUAAUGCUGCAUUUUUUGUGACUAUUUCUUGAGUUUUUUGUAAUGUGUCAUUGGCUAGCUAUAUUUCUGAGAAUUACUCAUUAUGUGUGCUUUACUUUUUUCUAAUACUUCCUCGUAGUCAUUCCUAUAAUAUUUUCAGAGUUAUUAGUGUGGAAAUCCUUUUUUUUUUUUCUAUUCUCAUGUGUUAAGCUGUGUUCAUCCUUUGUUGCUGCCUGUAAAACAGGCCCAUGGAUCAUGUCGAGUCUUGCUGGCUUUUUGUACACGGUCCUCAACAUCAGUUGUAUGUUGAAAUACCAUUUUAUUUAAUUUGA
Dermacentor silvarum is the source of this 5022-nucleotide messenger RNA. RefSeq names its product gastrula zinc finger protein XlCGF8.2DB. The transcript has 4 exons. Gene Ontology annotation, cellular component: nucleus. Gene Ontology annotation, molecular function: RNA polymerase II cis-regulatory region sequence-specific DNA binding; DNA-binding transcription factor activity, RNA polymerase II-specific. The record is from RefSeq and is a predicted model, not a curated record. Gene Ontology annotation, biological process: regulation of transcription by RNA polymerase II. The coding region runs from base 283 to 1545 and encodes 420 amino acids. Lineage: Eukaryota; Metazoa; Arthropoda; Arachnida; Ixodida; Ixodidae.